Messenger RNA from Cataglyphis hispanica, 1201 nucleotides. RefSeq lists its product as uncharacterized. NCBI's taxonomy places the organism in Eukaryota, Metazoa, Arthropoda, Insecta, Hymenoptera, Formicidae. Gene Ontology annotation, biological process: sensory perception of smell; detection of chemical stimulus involved in sensory perception of smell. The record is from RefSeq and is a predicted model, not a curated record. Bases 1 to 1185 code for a protein of 394 amino acids. The transcript is spliced from 9 exons. Gene Ontology annotation, cellular component: plasma membrane. Gene Ontology annotation, molecular function: odorant binding; olfactory receptor activity.
AUGAACUUCCUCGGAAACGAAUAUUAUAAACUGAAUCGACGUCUGUUACAGCUAGUUGGCUUGUGGCCGUACGAUCAUUCAUUGUUUAAAUAUUGUCAAGCAAUAUUUUGUAACCUUAUUGUAGCAUUCAUGGUGGUUGAUCAAAUUGCGAAAUUGAUAACGUUAGAACGAAACUUAAAUCUCAUGCUGAAACUUUUCCUUCCUAUUGUACUUGGUUUCAUUUAUAUUAUAAAGUAUCAAACAUUCUGUAUAGUCGCUAAAAAGAUAAGAUAUCUCAUGGAUCGUGUAGAACAAGAUUGGAAUAUGCUUAAAGAUAAAAAGGAAUUGGAGAUCAUAGAAAGAUACACUCACAUUGGAAGUAUGUGCACCUUGGCUUUUACAAUAAUGGGUUUUGUGGCUGUAUCAAUAAAUUUGUCAUUAUCAUUCGUACCAAUUAUCCUCGAUAUCUUUGUGCCGCUAAAUUACUCGCGUCCACGACAAAUUCUGUUUCCGGGAAAAUUUAUCGAUCAGCAAAAGCAUUUUUACGUCAAUUUUUUGCAUUUUAAUAUUACUUUAAGUAUAAUGCUCACUACUCUGAUUGGCACCGAAUCGUUGUAUGUAAUGUACGUACAACAUGCUUGUGGAAUGUUUCAAAUUGUCAGUUAUCGAAUGAAUCAAGCGUUUGACAACAAGCUUUUACAAAUUUACACACCUAAACAGCAAACAACUAUCAUUUGUAAAGGAGUAAUCGAAGCUGUACACAUUCACAAAAGAGUUCUCGAGUUUUCCGAAUUCCUAUGGUCUACCUUGGCGAUAUCAUACAGCAUUUUGCUUGUAUUCGGUAUUACAUCUCUUCUCAUUAAUUUAUUCUGCCUUUUUCAAGCAAUACUAUUUAUGAAAGAGAUGAACAAUGUAAUAAUUUCAAUUUCAUUUAAUUUUGGCCAUUUUUUUUAUUUAUUCUUGGGUAACUAUGUUGGUCAAAUUUUAAUAGAUCAUAGCGCUGGUAUCUUUGAAAAUACAUAUUUCACGCGAUGGAAUGGCGCUCCUUUGCAAGCACAAAGGUUAUUACCGAUUAUAAUGCAAAGAAGUAUGAGAAGUUGCAAAAUGGUUGUAGGCGGUAUGUUUGUUCCAUCGUUCGAAGGCUUUGCAGCGCUUAUGAGCACAACUCUGUCAUACUUUACAGUACUUUGGUCAGUACAGAAGUAAUGCUAAGCGAUGACAU